UAUGGCGUGAAAAUAGGUGAAGCAAUCUGUUGUUGUAUUUCCAAGGAACACUUUCAAACAUCUGCGUAUGUUCUGAAGAGGAAGGGACUUGCCAGAGGUUCCCCAAAUCGGUGUCUCUCUGGAAAAAGUGGAGUGUCUCUUCCAUCAGUUUUUGCAAGAAAUGUGCAAGAAGCCAUUGACAAUUAUACCUGUGAGACACUUUCAUCACUUUCAUCUAAUGGUUGUACAACACCCACGGAGUUGAAUAAUUCUUGGUCUGGAAUAAACAGCUAUACUACUAGUUUGUCUACUGAAAGAAGUUCGGUUUACUCCUGGAGGGAUGAUGAAUUUGAUAAAGCCAACACCCAGAGAGUGCAUCAGUUGUUUUGGGAGAUUGAUGAAAUGCUGUUUGAAGGAAAAGUGACCUCCCAAACAAAGCACCUGCAGGAAGAAUGUGCAGAUUGGGUUGAACAAUUUCCUCACAUAAGGGUUUUAGGAAAGCAGCUCCUAGUGCCAAAGGAUGAAGGUGUUCAGCAUAUUCAGAGCAGAAAUGAUGCCCAUGUAGAUACUAAGUGUAUGCCUGGCCUCCUUGAAUGUACUGGUCAUAUAAAAGAGCUCUGCAUCUUAGGCUCUAAACUGAUCCCAACAGCAUCUCCAAUACAUACAUCACUGGAGUCAAGUUCCACUAGGAUUUCUGCUUCAGACUCAGUCAUGUAUUCCUUCCUGGAAGAAGAAAUUUAUGAUGAGGAUGGAAAAAUAGAGGAAUACCUUGCCUUUGACAACAAGGAACUUGAGGAUGAGAUUUGGGAACAAAAGAAAGUGCGUCUUUCUGAGAAGAGGUGUAAGCGUGGCAUUCCCCCUGUUUCUCCCAAUGCCUGUAUCAAAGAUGCUGUGGCUUCUGAAGUAUUUGAUCAUGUCUGGAGCAAUGUCAUUGGAAUAUUGGAGGAACUGAUUAAAAAAAAUUGGGAAACUAGUAUCCCAGAGUGUGACCAACAAAUAGAAAAACUGAAAACAGUUACAGCAAAAAUGCAGCAUUUGCCAGUCAUUCGUAUCACAGCAGAUGCUGGGACGAUUCCUCUUUCCAGAGGCUCUGAAGCACGAAGUGUAUCUUUUGGGGCUCAUUCUGUUUCAUCACAGGUUCAGCGUUUCUCCAGCAACCUCUGUAAUGAUCUGAACGGUGUGAUGACAAUUCAAGCAAAACCGCUCCAACAGAGGCAUGCUGCCACUGCAGAAAAAAUACAGAGUGAGCAAGAAGACAAACAGCAUAACAUUGCCUCUAGCACUCCAAAUUCAGCACAUGCUAGGGCAGGGAAAAUUUCUGAUAACAGUGUUCUCUCAUUAUCUCCGGCUCUGCUGGCAUCCUCUAGGAAACUACCAAGGAUAUUUUCUCUCACCUCUGACCAACCCUGCUCAGAAGUUCCUAAUAUGUCCACUGAUGAAAUCCCUAAAGGGACAAAAUUGGUUGGCAGCUGGGAUCAUUUAUCUCCUGCUCGUGCACCUGCAACCCGGAACAAGUUACCACCAAUAAAUUCUGAGGGUGUUGAACAACAUGGUCCAGUACCUCGAAGGCAACAGAGCUCUCAUCAAGAACGAUACACUCAUAGCAGAGUGUCAAGUGCAGUAGCUGGCAGGACAGAGCAACAGCCACUCAGAGAAAGAACUAUUACUGUUAAUCAAUUUUCAAGACCAAACACAACUCAUACAUUCAGGAGAGACACACCUCAGAAGAAGUCAUUGACUCCUGUGGAUUUUGCUAAUCAUAGAAGGACCAGUCAAGGAUUUUUGAUUACAGGUUCGCAGAAUUACUCCAGAUCCUUUCAGAGAAAUCCUCCAACCUCCAGAAAGAGAUUUCAGAUUGCUUCUUAACCUGUUUUAGGAAGAAACAGAAACCCUCUGCACUGAAUGAAAGACUGAAGCACUAAAUUUGCCACUUAGUAUCUUGUGUAACAAAGAAGGUGUGCAUAUGCUGGUGUCUGCUGAGCCUUGAAAUCCUCAGGAUGCCUGCAUUACCUUCUUUUAAAAUUAUUUAACUGGAGGUUAGAUUAAAACUUAGAGCAAAAUGAAAUAAAUGGUUGAGGUGUCUGCUCUGUUUGCAGUAUCAAUAGACUGUGGCUGCACUUUCUUCUCUUUCUUCUCAGGCAUUCCCAGCUUUUUAUGCCUUUCCUAAGGAAUUGUUUUUCUACCUAUCAAAUAAGAUAUGUUUAGAAUAUAAAGUGCUGUUUCCACUUUUUUUGUUUCCUUAAAGAUGUUCUAGUCUAUUUAAAUGUUAGUCAUAUAUAAAAUUUCUACUUUUAAACAGGAGUUCACGGUACUUCCUCUUUAACUGCUUUUUUAACAUUUCAUUUUUCAGUCUGUCUGAUUAUUUUUAUAUUAUUAUAAUUGAUCUCUUACAAAUAUUAUCUGUACCAACCUUUUCUUCUUCCUUUAAUUCUUUUGAAAUCUCAUUUAUUGCUCUUCUAAUCAUCCGUAACUAUGGGAACUGCUGGGAUAAACUUUGUUUACAGCAAGUAAUGUUUCCUCUGCCAAGCCAAACAUGUUUGUAGAUGCUGAGGAAUUGAACCAGCAUGCUGACAAACUGUAAGACAAUUCCCACUUUUUUGCAAUUUCUUGUACAAAUGAAGAGAAGAGCAGAGCAACAAGCAUCUUCUGCAGCUGAAAAAGAAAGAUUUGUGAAUUACUAGAGCAACAAUGGAUUGCUCUUAGGUAGCAAGAGAGAGGAAGAGGGAUGUUUGCUGUCUACCAGAAGGAUUUUAACACUUCUCCCUUUUGGUCAGGUUUUGGGCACCUGACAAUCACUGGUCAUCUUACAUCCUGAUAAUUAUUAAAGACUCAUUCCCAGUUGGAAGGAACCUCAAGGAUCAUCUGGUCCAGUCUUUGCUGGCAAAUGCAUAGUCUGGAUGAGAUGGCCCAUCACUCUGUCCAGCUGAAUCUUAAGUGUCCAGUGAUGGGGAAUCCACCACUUCAUACAUAAUGGAGAGAUUAUUCCAAUGGCUGUCAUUGUGCAAAGUUUUCCAUCCAGUUGGAAUCUUCCCAGGUGUAACUUGCACACAUCACUCCUCACUUUUCCAUAAGACUCCUUAUGAACAGGGCAUCUCCAUCUUCUUAGUUGCCAGCCUUUAAAUACAGGAACAUGGUGAUAAGGUGUGCCUAACCUUCUUUUCUCCAAGCUGGACAAAUGCAGUUUUCUCACCCUUUCCUCACAGGACAGGCUACCCAGUAAUUUGACUAUCUUUGUUGUCCUUUACUACACCUUCACCACUCUAUCCACAUCUUUCUUGUAUAGCACAAGAAACAACCACAACUGAAUGCAAUAUUCCAGGUGAGAACUGAGUAGAGUGGGAUAGAUACUUUAUCUUUCCUGGUGUUGAUGCAGCUAAGUCUUGUAUUGGCUUUCUUUGCUGCAGC
This is a messenger RNA of Sturnus vulgaris (Common starling), 3384 nucleotides long. It is a transcript of the gene FAM149A, whose product is annotated as family with sequence similarity 149 member A. NCBI's taxonomy places the organism in Eukaryota, Metazoa, Chordata, Aves, Passeriformes, Sturnidae. The record is from RefSeq and is a predicted model, not a curated record.